Messenger RNA from Staurois parvus, 349 nucleotides. NCBI's taxonomy places the organism in Eukaryota, Metazoa, Chordata, Amphibia, Anura, Ranidae. The record is from the annotation of a GenBank genome assembly.
GUCAAAAAAUUCAACACACCAGCAGUGUGUGAGGAGACCUGAAAGUGGCACAUGGCAGAGUGUGGCGAUGGAGACAGCAGCAAUGGGAGGCCGUACAGGGACCCAUGAGAGACUCUGGACCUGGCAGCAGCAUGAGGAGGCGGUAUAUAGGGGCCCAUGGCAGAUUAGGGGCCUGGCAGCAGCUAUGGGAGGCCCGUAAUCUGCCAGCACCCUAUGUCAAAAAAUUCAACACACCAGCAGUGUGUGAGGAGACCUGAAAGUGGCACAUGGCAGAGUGUGGCGAUGGAGACAGCAGCAAUGGGAGGCCGUACAGGGACCCAUGAGAGACUCUGGACCUGGCAGCAGCAUG